AUGCCUCCCUUGUUCUUCAUUGUUGUCCUUCUUCUGAGGGUGCUCGUUGCUCGUGCUUCCAAAGCUUGCCCCCAGCCGUGCUUCUGCUAUGAAUCCUCCAGUUUUGUGGACUGCCACAGCCGACAACUGGCCCAUAUCCCACUUGGCAUCCCUCACAACACUUGGAUGCUGGACCUGAGGAAUAACAACCUGAGCAGGCUGGAAGGAAGUGGCUUCGAUGCCUUGUGGUCUAUGAAGAUUCUCCUCUUGUCCCACAAUGCCAUUGCCAAGAUCCGGCCCAGAGCUUUCAGGUCCCUCAGCUUCCUGGAGAAGAUGGAUCUCAGCCACAACCUCCUUGUCCGCCUGCCACGUGACUUCUCGGUUGACUUGACUUCCCUGAAAGAUCUCAAACUGGCACACAACUACUUGGUAGCCUUGGGUUUCGAAAGCCUGCAAUACCUGGAGAACUUGGAAAAGCUAGACUUGAGCCACAACUGGGUGGCUUCUAUUGAGAGAGGAACAUUCCGGGGCCUGUCCAGACUCCGACACCUCUACCUUCGGUCUAACAGGCUUGUGAUUGUCCACAAUGGCUUCUUCUUCAUGCUUCAGAACCUGGAAGUCCUGUCGCUUAGUAACAACAACAUCAGCUCCAUUGAGGUAGAGGCCUUCACCUCACUGCACAACAUGAAUCUUCUGGCACUGACCGGCAACCAGCUCAUUCACCUUAAAUUUAAGACCUUCCUGAACAUCCAGACCAUCAGUACCCACAUCCAGCUCUCUGGCAACAGGUGGUCCUGCGACUGUGACCUCCAACGGGUCUUUGGUAAGAUCAUGAGUGUGCGACACCUCCACGUGGAUGACUAUGAGAACAUCACCUGCUCCAGUCCCUGGCAGCUAGCUGGCUCGCCGCUGAUGUCCGUGGACAGCCAGUUGUGUGUGGCAGAGACAGCCACUGUCUUGGUUAUCACUGUCACCGUCUUGGUGACGGUCAUCGCUGCCAUUGUCAUGGCAGAGAGGAACAGGAAGAAGAACCAAGAGAAGAACUGGAACGAAUCGGAAGGUCCCUUUGACUCGCAGGAGAAAUGA
This is a messenger RNA of Gekko japonicus, 1065 nucleotides long. RefSeq names its product slit homolog 2 protein-like. Bases 1 to 1065 code for a protein of 354 amino acids. The transcript has a single exon. Gene Ontology annotation, cellular component: plasma membrane. Lineage: Eukaryota; Metazoa; Chordata; Lepidosauria; Squamata; Gekkonidae. The record is from RefSeq and is a predicted model, not a curated record. Gene Ontology annotation, molecular function: protein binding.